GCGAUGAUGAAACUUUGAAGUGGCGCUCUUGAAAUUGAUGGAGGGACUUGGUCCCUAACCAUCAGGCGCGGUAUGGUAUUGAGAAGAGUUGCAGUGGCGUUUUUGUAGAAUUAUCUUCAUUCUCCAGGGACUAAGAUGUUGGGGUUUCACAAGAGCAUUGUGGAGGAGGUUGCGCAACAGGAUGGGUUGGUGGUCAUGGCAGCCGGCCUGGGCAUGCAUAAGGUCAUUGCAGCCAUCCUGACAGCGCACAUCAGAAACCCCGAGAACAGGGAGAAGGUGGUGCUGCUCCUAAGCGUAAACCCCGAGCAGCGGCAGGUGCUACAAGAGGAAUUGCGGUUACAGCAUGAGCUUACAAUAAAAAACCCUCCCCCGGACCCUCCCCAAACUUCUGAACAGCCAGCCACUCAAGCCCCUGACUCCACUCCAAACCCUGAGCCUUUCCAGGGGGUGACACCACAGCCUGGAGAAGCUUCCCAGUCUGGCUCCCCCUUGCUAGCAGGCCCCGCUACAAGUACCCCCCCUGCCACCACAGCUUCAAGUACCCCCCCACUUGGAAGCUUGGCUCUUUCUGUCCCUCCUCAGACUGCCCCCCUGCUCCGGGAAGUAGACAAUCAAUUUUCCAGCCAUGAGCGGCUGGCACUGUAUCGGGGGGGCGGGUGUCUGUUUGUCACGAGCAGGAUUCUGAUUGUUGACCUGUUGAACGAAAGGGUGCCCCUGGGCCAGGUGUCAGGCAUAGUGGUCUGUAACGCACACAGGGUCACGGAGACAUGUGCGGAGGCGUUCAUCAUGCGGCUCUUCCGAGCGGGCAACAAGAGAGGUUUCAUCCGUGCGUUUACGGACCGGCCCCAGGCGGUGGCGUCCGGUUUCAACAAGGUGGAGCGCAUCAUGAAGAGCCUGUUUCUGAAGCGGCUCUACCUCUGGCCGCGCUUCCAGAUGCAAGUCAGCUCUGCGCUGGAGGCCAGCCCCCCCGAAGUGGUGGACAUCAGGAUGCCGCUCUCGCCCGCCAUGGUGGCGAUUCAAGAGGCAAUCAUCCAGGUAAUGGACGCGUGCAUGAAGGAGCUGAAGAAGAUCAACAAGCUAGACGUGGAGGACCUGACGGUCGAGAAUGGGCUGUUCAAGUCCUUCGACGAGAUUGUCAGGCGGCAGCUCGACCCCAUCUGGCACACCAUUGGUCGGAAGACCAAGCAGCUGGUAGCCGACCUGAAGACGCUGCGCAAGCUGGCGGAGUUUCUCCUGCGCUACGACGCCGUCACGUUCCUGCGCUAUCUCGACACGCUGCGCCUUUCCGAGGGCAUCCGCUCCGUCUGGCUCUUCGCCGAGCCCACGCACAAGAUCUUCGAGUACGCCAAGCGCCGCGUGUAUCAUGCCGUCAAAACAGGGCCCGACGGUUUGGCUGUCCAGCCCGCCCAAAAGAGAGGCCCUGUUGCGGCCAGUGUCGCUAAGAAGCGGAAGGGGCCGGGAGGGCAGCCGGCGGCUGUACAGGGCCUGGGGAAUGCGAACGGGGCGGCUGCAGGGGCCGCUGCUGAAGGGGUUCCAACAAAGGUGGAGCUGGAGGUAGUCCUGGAGGAGAUGCCCAAAUGGAGGAUUCUGCGAGAGAUAUUGGAAGAGAUUCAAGAAGAGAAAGAAGAGCUCGCAAAACAGCGAGCCCUUGCCGCAGUCGCGGCCAUGGAAACCCAGGAACGGACCGCCCAGUCACCCGCCCCGGACCCUCUAGAGGUGGGCCCCAGCUCCCGCGACCCGGCGGGACGUCUAGCCGAUUCCGACUUCGCCACCAGCGGAGGCUUUGUCAGAACCACCCCCCCAUUUGUGAACGAGGACGACGGACCGGUGCUAGUAGCGGCGAAAGACGAGCGCAUGUGUCUGCAACUAGAGGCGUGCAUCGUUCAUGGGGGGGGGGCGGUGAUGCGCGCGGAGUGGGACCGGUUCCUGCUGGCCAAGGCGGAAGUGCACAAGGCGCGGCAAAAGGGGAAGAAGAAGGCCGGGGGGGUGGAGCAGCAGGCGGCAAACGGGCAGCCAGGCCCGUCAAAUGCUGCUGCUAAAGCGCCCGCCGGCGCCUCCGGCACAGGCGAGCAAGAGGCUCUCCUUGCAGCGGCAAAGAAAGUCUUUUCCAGAGGGGGGUCUGACGCGCUGACCAUACCGGAAUCAGGGUUUGAAGAGGAGAGGGGUUCAAAGGCCUGGGGCCGAGGGAGGGGGAAAGGAAAGGCGGGGAACAAAAGCGGGUCCGAAGGCAGCGGGGGGGACUCGGAAAGCGGAGGGAAGGAGGGGGGGCGCGGGAGGGGUCGGGUGAAAGGGAACCGGGGGAGGGGGAGAGGCGCCGCAGGCGAGAAAGGGCAACGGACGCUUACUCAGAUUGGGCGCAAGGAGUCGGGGGGACAAGGGGAAGCAGUUCUCGACGAGAGGGGGAAAGAAAAGGCAGGCGAAGAGACUGGGGGCGAUGAAGACGUCGUUGAAGUGGAUGGCAGCACCUUCCGAGCCCGUCAGGGGACAGGGUCUGGACGGGUUAACUCUGUGGUUAGCGAAACCGCCUUGGAUUCGACCGGGGGGACUGCGAAGAAUGGAGACCAAGGGGAUGGCGAACCGGACCGGAAAGGGAAGCGGAAAGCGGAGCCGGAAGUGGCGCCAUCGCUGAGGAAGGGUGCGAAAAGGCGACGGAAAGCGCUGCCGGCGGUGCACUUCUACGCGCUGGAAAGCGAACAGCAGGUGCUCGAGGUGGUGCGGCCCGCUUAUGUCAUUGUGCACGACCCCGACAUGGCGUUUGUGCGCGAGCUGGAGCUGUACAAGGCGGAGCACCCGGAGCGGUCGCUCAAGGUGUACUUUCUGCUGUACGAGCAGUCGACGGAGGAGCGCAAGUUUGAAAGCUCCAUCCAGCGCGAGAACGCCGCAUUCGAGGCGCUGAUCAAGCAGAAGGCCAUUAUGACCGUGCCAGUGGACCAGGACGGUCGACUUGCCGGGACGGCUGCCCCCCAGAGUGCGACGGGGGUCACGUUCUCGACGUCAGGCCCAGGCGGCACGGGCAUCUCGACGCGCAAAGCGGGGGGACGGCAAAAGGACCGCGCGAUGCAGGUGGUGGUCGACAUGCGCGAGUUCAACAGCAGCCUGCCAUCCGUGCUGCACCAGCAGGGCAUGAAGAUCGUGCCCGUCACGCUCGAGGUGGGCGACUACAUUCUGUCCCCCGAGGUGUGUGUGGAGCGCAAGAGUCUGGCGGACCUGUUCCAGUCGUUCGGCUCCGGUCGGCUGUACAACCAGGCGGAGGCCAUGACGCGCUACUACAAGACGCCCGUGCUGCUUAUCGAGUUUGACCAGGACAAGAGCUUCUCGCUCCAGUCUGCGGGCGAGCUGACGGACGACAUCUUCGGCACCAACAUCAUCUCCAAGCUGUCGCUCCUGGUCCUUCACUUUCCGCGGCUGCGCAUCAUCUGGUCGCGCAGCGUGCAUGCCACGGCGGACAUCUUCGCCGCCCUGAAGGCCAAUCAGGAGGAGCCAGACGUCAAGAAGGCGAUGGUGGUCGGCGUGCCCACCGAGGAUGGCGUCAUCGAGGGGGACAGGCAGGGGGAGACGUACAACACCACGGCGCAGGAGGUAUUGCGCCGUCUCCCUGGUGUGACGGACGCCAAUUACCGCAUGCUGAUGGACGGAGUUAAGUGCCUGGCGGAUCUCGCGGAGACGUCCAUAGAGGACUUGAGCAAGUUGAUGGACGGGCAGCGCCCUGCCAAGAUGCUGCGCGAGUUUCUAGACGCGAAGUGCCCAACCGUGUAGAUACGACCGUAAACUUCCAGGCAUCAGAGAUCAGGGCCCGCACCAACCGUCUCUAUAUGUGUGGACACACGAUCAGGACCUGCAACUUGUGGUCUACCAUGUAUCAAACCCUAUGGUGGAAGGGCAACGGCCGCAUGUAGUUUACCUAGCGUCUUGACAAGCAUUGCUUCUUCAAACUGAGAUGGUCAUGCACGUUUGCAG
Messenger RNA from Klebsormidium nitens, 3957 nucleotides. The record is from the annotation of a GenBank genome assembly. NCBI's taxonomy places the organism in Eukaryota, Viridiplantae, Streptophyta, Klebsormidiophyceae, Klebsormidiales, Klebsormidiaceae.